This is a messenger RNA of Ananas comosus (pineapple), 1347 nucleotides long. RefSeq names its product dnaJ homolog subfamily B member 1-like. The record is from RefSeq and is a predicted model, not a curated record. Lineage: Eukaryota; Viridiplantae; Streptophyta; Magnoliopsida; Poales; Bromeliaceae. Bases 228 to 1256 code for a protein of 342 amino acids. Gene Ontology annotation, molecular function: protein-folding chaperone binding. Gene Ontology annotation, cellular component: cytosol. The transcript is spliced from 3 exons.
CUUAAUUUCUCCUUUCCCGGCGCCAUUUUUGUCCCAAUUCCAUCCCAAAUUUGCGAUUUUUUUUGACCUAAUAUAUCCCCUUCGCCUCCCCAAUUCGAUCGGUUAAUUGCGUUUAUUUAUCGGAGAAUUCGCGCGGAUUGAUCGAUUGAUCGGUGAAAGGAGCGAUCUGGGUUGGAAUUAGGGUUUUUGGCGCGUGUUCGAUGCUGUGAGAUCGAGCGAUUGCGGCGAUGGGGGUCGAUUACUACAACAUUUUGAAGGUGAAUCGAGGCGCGAGCGAUGAGGAUCUCAAGAAAUCGUAUCGGAGAUUGGCGAUGAAGUGGCACCCCGAUAAGAAUCUCGGGGAUAAUAAGGAGGCCGAGGCCAAGUUUAAGCAGAUCUCCGAGGCCUAUGAGGUUCUAAGCGAUCCUCAAAGAAGGGCGAUAUAUGACCAAUACGGAGAAGAAGGCCUAAAGGGGUUGCCCCCUCCUGGCUCGCAUAACGGAACCUCGUCCUCUAACGGCGCGGGCGGUGAUUUCUUCAAUCCUCGCAACGCCGAGGAUGUCUUUGCCGAGUUCUUCUCGGGCAACAAGCCCUACGGGUUUGAGGCGAUGAGCCGCGCGAAGUCGAUGAGGUUUCAGUCGGAAGGUGCAGGGACUUUCGGCGGGUUUGGCGGGGCCGAGAACAAGUUCAAGUCGUACAAGGAAACCGGCGGCGGAGCCGGUACGAGCCAGCCUCGGAAGCCACCCCCUGUCGAGGCCAAGGUCCCCUGCACCCUCGAAGAGCUCUACACCGGCACUGCACGGAAAAUGAAGAUCUCGAGGACUGUUUGGCGAAAUGGACAACUUGUGCAAGAUAAGGAGAUCUUAACGAUCGACGUGAAGCCCGGCUGGAAGAAGGGGACGAAGAUCACGUUCCCGGACAAGGGCAACGAGCAACCGAACCAACUCCCGGCGGACCUGGUCUUCGUCAUCGACGAGAAGCCGCACGACGUGUACGCGCGAGAAGGCAACGACCUCCUCGUCCGCCAGAAGAUCCCGCUGGUGGACGCGCUGGCGGGGACGACCGUCAGCCUCAAGACGCUCGACGGCCGCGACCUGGUGAUCAAGCUGACCGACGUGGUGAGCCCCGGGUUCGAGCUCGUGAUCGCGAACGAGGGGAUGCCGAUCGCCAAGGAGAAGGGGAAGAAGGGGAAUCUGAGGGUCAAGUUCGACGUCGGAUUCCCGUCGAAGCUGACGCCGGAGCAGCGGGCGGCUGUCAGGCGCGCACUGGGCGGUUAAUGCCGUCGAAAAUGCAGUUGGCAGCCGCGAGUAUCACUGAUUGUAGUUCUGGAUUUCAUGAUGCAAACUAAUUCAGUUGUUUAUUUUUGUU